Molecule: messenger RNA, 646 nt
Organism: Caenorhabditis angaria
Lineage: Eukaryota; Metazoa; Nematoda; Chromadorea; Rhabditida; Rhabditidae
Source: the annotation of a GenBank genome assembly
AUGUCUUCCUACACAGUACUUUGGCUUGUAUAUAUAGUUUGCAUGUGCCUUGUGUCUUGGAUUAUUUAUCAACGUGUUACCGAACAGUUAGUUUUGACACCAAAUUACCUUUAAAAAAUCAUGAUUUGUAACUUUUCUUGGCCUCAAAGUUUAGGAGCGCUUAUAGCCGAGCCAAUCUCAAAAAUUAGGACAGCUUAAAAAUAGUAACUUUCUCAGUCUAUACUUGAUAUACUUUCUGAUCAUCUUUACUCUUUCAAAAAAAAUAUAUUUUUCAAAAAAAAAAAACAAAAAAAACAAUGCCUCCAGGCGGGAUUGAACCGCCGACCUUCUGUUUACGAGACAGACGCUCUGCCUCUGAGCUAUACAGGCACAUGUGAAGGGCAGCACUAUUUUUCCUUCAGUAUCUCGUCGCUCAAAAAUACUUUUUUUUGAAUUACACUGUUUUUAUUAUUACAGAAUCCGAAACUACUUGCACAUCGAACCAGUUGUCCGAUAUUGUCGAUUGAUUCAUGUACAAAAGCCAAAAAGUGAUGAAGAACUGGAAAGAAUCUCCGAAAAUGACGAAGUGAUAGAUUUUGGUUUUGAGAAUUGUGAAGAGAUUAUUGUUGGAGAUUAUGUCAACAAUAUUACAGUAGAUUGUUGUUAA